Molecule: messenger RNA, 4888 nt
Organism: Neoarius graeffei (lesser salmon catfish)
Lineage: Eukaryota; Metazoa; Chordata; Actinopteri; Siluriformes; Ariidae
Gene: tecpr1a
Product: tectonin beta-propeller repeat containing 1a
Exons: 25
Coding region: 139-3711 (1190 amino acids)
Cellular component (GO): membrane
Source: RefSeq, a predicted model, not a curated record
UUCCUGGUUGGGGAUUAGUGAUGAGAGGGGGGAAAUCGCAGCUACAGUUGGAGCAGUUUACGCUCAUUCAGCUGCUUCAGUGAUCUGUGAAUAAUCCCCGCUGGUGAGCCUUAUGUCCGAUAAGGUUAAGAGUGCACCAUGCCAAGCACCCUCCUGUGGGCUGUAGAUGUGUAUGGGAGGGUUUAUAGUCUGUCAACAGUAGGUCAACAGUGGGAACAGUGCCGCGAUGCCCACCUGGAGUUCAAACGCGUCACAGCUGCGCUCCAGUGCUGCUGGGGCAUCGCCUGUGAUCACAACAUCUACCUGUGCGUCCACGCCAGUGAUGUGCCGAUCCGCUUCCGCGAGGAGACCUAUGAAAAUCAGCGAUGGAACCCCGUGGAUGGUUUCUCCGACCGCUUGUUGCCUAGUGAUCGCUGGCAAUGGAGUGAUGUGAUGGGGCUGCAGCAUCAGCCGCUGGACAGCUUUCAGCUUCCAUCCGAGAACUGGGAGUGGGAGGCUGACUGGUAUGUGGACGAGAACUUUGGAGGAGAGCCCACAGAGAAAGCAGGUUGGGCAUAUGCUAUUGAUUUUCCGGCCACUUACACCAAAGACAAGAAGUGGAACUCUUGCGUGCGCCGCCGCCGAUGGGUACGCUAUAGGAGGUACAAGUCGCAAGACACCUGGGCGAAGAUCCCCUCAGAGCAGACGGUUUCCCUGCCAGACCCGUUUAAUGAUAUCAGCUGCGGUGGUUGGGAGAUCACAGAGGAGCCCAGGGGGCGCAUUUCUCUCUGGGCUGUCUCUCUGCAGGGGAGGGUAUGGUUCCGGGAUGGCAUCAACCACUUUAACCCCGAAGGCUUGGUGUGGGAGGAGGUGCUUACCCCAGGUGAGGUGGUGCAGAUAAGUUGUGGGCCAGCUGACCUUCUAUGGGGAGUGCUAUGGGAGGGACAGUUCCUGGUCAGAGAGGGAAUUAGCAGAGACUGCCCUAAAGGCACUGCAUGGGUAGUAGUUGAAUCACCAAGCCCAGAAGUUGGAGCUAUACAUGUAGCAGUGGGCGUCAAUGUAGUGUGGGCUGUGACUAAAGAUCAUAAAGUCUGGUUUAGGCGUGGUGUGAAUUCCCACAAUCCAUGUGGCUCAGGAUGGAUUGGGAUGGUUGGGGAGAUGGUGAUGAUUAAUGUGGGCCUCAAUGACCAGGUAUGGGGCAUCAGCUGUGAGGACCGGGCGGUGCAUUUCCGCCAGGGUGUGACUGUCAGUGAGCUGAGUGGGAAGGCCUGGAAGGCUGUGUCUGUGCCCAGAGAUACCGAGCGUGCUCACUCUAGCGCCAGUGCUAGCAGCCUGCAGAGUGCUGGAUGUUUUUUUGGAGGUGAGGUCCGGUUGCAGUCGCAGACCUCCGUCCUGAGUGACGUGGACUCUGAAACCGAGAAAGCAGCAGCAGAAGGAGUCCUGCCCUCCUCUGAGGCCCCUAAAAAACGAAUCCCCAAAGUGACCAGUGACAGUUUCAUCUCAGAGUUGGUGUCUGAUAGAGAAGGUCAGAUUGGGCAACGCACCCUCGCACAGGCCACGUCCAUUCCUGAGGAGGAGUGUGUGGAGGGAGAUAUAGAGAGCCAGGACCAGGCUGCCACAAACGUGCUACUUUCCUCUGGCCAAUCAGGACAAGCGGUUCCCCAGUGGAGCAAUGUGGACCUGGAGGAGGCUCAGACACACCUGACUGUGGGAACCGGUGGGGAUACUGCCGAUACCUGCAGCCUGUCAUCUGUAGCCACAUGCAAUCUGGGCAUGGAGGAGCCAUAUGGACCUGAUGAUCACCCCUUGUGGGCCUGGGUUAGUGGAGGAGGCUGCUAUAUCGACUCCCACUCCCAACUUCCUUGGUUCAACUCCACAGGUCUGGCCUCAUCUAUGCAGGCCAUGUCGCUCUCCAUCACACCGGCACAGACUGCAGCCUGGCGCAAGCAGAUCUUUGAACAGCUCAGCGAGAGGUCAAAGAGAGAGAUGGAAAACUUCAAGCAUUAUGAACAGGCCAUUGAACAGUCUGUUUGGGUGAAAAAGGGCUCCAUGCAGUGGUGGAGGGACUGGAAGCCGAACAAGUGGCUGGAUGUGCAGUUUGCACUGGAACAAUUCUCAGGAGCCGAGGGCAACAAGGAUGGCAUCCUGUUCAUAUACUAUACCUUUAAUGAGGAAAAGAAGUACCUACAUGCAUUCAUUAACGAAGUCACCAUCCUAGUACCGGUGCUGAACGACUCCAAGCACACGUUUGCUAUCUACACACCGGAGAGAACUAAGCAGAGGUGGCCCAUCCGCCUUGCAGCUGCCACUGAGCUGGAGAUGCAUGACUGGCUGGCUUUGCUCAGCAUGUCCUGCUGUGACUCCCGUGGCAUCCAGGGUCCACCUUCCAAACAGGCCAUCUGGUCUGUUACCUGCAAGGGAGACAUUUUUGUCAGUGAGCCGACGCCAGGGCUGGAGGCGUCCCCUUACCCGACACCCUGUGACCAAAUGUUCUGGCGCCAAGUUGGAGGGCACCUGAGAAUUGUGGAGUGUAAUAGUCUCGGAGUGGUGUGGGGAAUCGGCUAUGAUCACACAGCAUGGGUCCACACGGGCGGCUACGGAGGAGGCUUCUUUCAGGGUCUUGCCAGCAGCACAGAUAACAUCUACACACAGACUGAUGUGAAGAGUGUGUAUAUUUAUGAGAACCAGCGCUGGAAUCCUGUGACUGGCUACACAAACAGGGGACUUCCUACAGAUCGCUACAUGUGGAGUGAUGCUUCAGGCCUCCAAGAGUGUACCAAAUCCAACACUAAACCCCCCUCUCCUCACUGGACAUGGGUGUCAGAAUGGGUCAUCGACUAUGGAGUACAUGGAGGGACAGACCGAGAGGGCUGGCAGUAUGCAGCUGAUUUUCCAGCGUCAUAUCACGGUCAUAAAACCUUGAAGGACUUUGUCCGUCGCAGGCGUUGGGCCAGAAAGUGUAAACUCACUACAACCGGGCCAUGGCAGGAAGUCCCACCCAUCCCUCUGAGUGACGUUACUAUUUUUCCAUGUGGCCCAAAGACCACAGUGGAGCAGGUGCCUUUGUGGGCCAUCAGCAACAAGGGAGACGUGCUUUGCCGUUUAGGGGUGUCCUCACUCGCACCUGCUGGAACAUCAUGGCUCCAUGUUGGAACGGACCAGCCUUUCAAGUCCAUCUCCAUUGGAGGGGUGUAUCAGGUGUGGGCUAUUGCCAGAGAUGGCUCAGCAUUCUACAGAGGAGCUGUGUCAUCCCAAAACCCUGCAGGAGACUGCUGGUAUCAUAUACCCUCUCCAUCUACACAGAAGCUUAAACAGGUGUCAGUAGGCAGAACAUCAGUCUGUGCAGUGGAUGAAAAUGGAAACUUAUGGUAUCGACAUGGUGUGACCCCCAGUUACCCUCAGGGUUCAUCGUGGGAGCACAUCUCAAAUAACGUGCGCAAAGUAUCUGUGGGGCCGUUGGAUCAGGUGUGGAUCAUUGCUGAUAAGGUUCAGGGCAGCCACAGUUUGAGCUGUGGGACUGUUUGCCGCAGGCUCGGUGUGCAGCCCCUGGAGCCUAAAGGACAGUCGUGGGACUACGGCAUCGGGGGUGGUUGGGAUCACAUCAGCGUGAGAGGCAAUGCCUUGGAGGCGCCGCGUAUCCGCAUGCCAUCGUUGACCGACAGCAGGAACGUUCGCGUGACGCCACAUAGGAUGCAGCUGCCAGAAAUGAACGGCAACACUGUGAGAUGUUAGUAAUAUAACCCUUUGCCUUCCACCUAACCACCUCCUUCCCUCUCUGUAUUCUGUAGCCCUGGUGUAGCAGCCCACGCUUUCCCUUCUAGCCAUAGAACUGUGUUAACGUGAUUGACGUUCUAAUCUUUAUCCCUCAGAACUGAUGCAUCUAAUUGGAUCCUUUCAUCGUACCAAAAUGAAGAGCUCCCAUGCCUUCACGCUGGUUAGAAUAUUUCUAAAAAUGUUUAAGCAUACUUUUUACGUAGUUUUGUAUAGUAGGUAUGAAUUAUAUAUUUAUUUGUCUGUGUUUACAUGUGUUUGGGCUUGGUUUUGUUUUAUAUUUAUUUAUUUAUUUUAGUCGCAAAUAAUACAGUGUGUUCAGGGCUUGGUGUAGACUCCGACAAUGUACUUGACAGUUGAAGACAUCACAAUCGAAGCACACACAUUUACAGACAAGGCCAUUUUACCAGCAUGAAAACAAAAACAUGAUUGAGAUCAGUUAUAUCAUCCAAGUUCAUUGACUGCUGACACUCAACAUUUAAAACUGGCAUAACAUCCUGUUCUUGAGAAGCUUGAAGAAGAAAGUGUCAGCUGGCUGCUACAGAAAAGAAAUCCUCAUGCGUUAAAUUGGCCAUUCUCCAUAAGCUCAUUGUAGUGGUGGCAUCAGUACUUGUGCAAUACUUCGCCUUUAGAUGAUGAUGGGGGAAUUGUCUCAGGAAUCCAAAAACUCUGAGUAUGUUUCAUGGUCGUGCAUAACAUAACACCAUCUGUAUUAUUCUGAAGGCAGCACAAAUGAGAUCCUGGAUCAUUCUUUAUUUUUCUGUAUGAUUGUGUCAUUUUAAUGAGACUUUUAAGCUGGCAGGUGGAAUGUGGUUCGCUCUUAAAUCAUGCUUUUAGGGCAUUACAGGUGGAUAAGUAUAAAUAAAAUUAUUAAAUAUACAGAGACACAAAAAUAAAAACAACUUGAAUGUUGUUGGUAAAAUGUAUGUCAAUAAAAAGAAAAGGUUUGUACAGUUUGCACCGUAUUUCUGUCUACAUGCCAUCAUGAAAUGCGUGAUGGGCUUUGCAGAGUUUUAACGCCUGUAAUUUAUGGAAUGAUGAACUGUAAGAAGCUUAUGGUGUUUGGGUACAUUUAAAACACUGGGGCGUGUUAAUGCAUGAAUGACGUGCCCUUUCAAUAAAUGUGACUUCAACUGUU